AUCGUUGUAUUAUUUUUCAUUAGUUUGAUUAUGUUGUCAUUGUAAGAACUAACCAAGCAAAGCAAAAACCUCAAACCUUCAACCCUAAAAAGGAGACACAGAAGUCCUCCACUGUGCAGUGUGCCGCCUCCCUCUCCAGUCUCCCACCGGCUCAAUUCCUCCACAGCUUCGGUCUGCGGCCGCCACACCGGCUUCUUCAUUGAAGUUGGAAGAGUACAUUCUUGCACAGUAGAGAUGAGUUUAAUUUCUCAGAAUGCGGUUAUUAAGGAUAAUGCCAAGAAGAAGAAUAAGAAGUCUAAGCGUGUGGAUAAUGAGGAUGAAGAGUCUUCCUUGUUGGAAGGUGUAGAGGAGGUUAUAGAAAAGGAAGAUUCAGAUAUUGAAGCGAGUGUAACUUAUAAGAAGAAAAAGAAAAGGAGUGAUACAGAGGUGAAGAAGAUGUUACUUGAGGAAGAAAUGGAAAUGCAGAAGUUGGGGAACUUUUUGUUUGGCUCUUUGCAUUCUCCAGUUGAAUUUGGAAAGGAGCAUGAUGAGGAAGGGCUAGGUGGAGUAGUUUUGGAUGACUCUGAAUUGUUUAUAAUGGACCGGUCUGGUAAUGAUACCAUGUCGGUGUAUGAAGAUAAUUCAGGGUAUCAUGUUGAAAAUAUGGAUGAAGAUGGCGAUAAGCAACGGAAGCCUGUUUGGUUGGAUGACGAGGAAGAAGAGACUACCGUUGACAUUUCAAAGGUUAAUAGGUUGAGGAAGUUAAGGAAGGAAGAAGAUGAGACUGUUAUAUCAGGGUCUGCGUAUGUGUCAAGGUUGAGGGCUCAUCAUGCUAAGUUGUACCCGGGAACAGAUUGGGCCAAUUUUGACUCGAAAAUCAAAAGGUAUGAUUCUGAUGAUGAGUUUGAGGUAGAAAAUGGGUCGGUUGUUGCGUCUGGAUAUAAAAAUGUUGAUGAUAUUCUUAAAACAAACGAAGAGCUUGUUGUGAAAAAAGGAGCAAAACUUUUGCCCGGAAUUCUCGAAUACUCAAAAUUAGUAGAUGCCAAUGCUGAAGAUCCUUCUAAUGGUCCAAUAAACUCCGUCCAGUUUCACCGAAACCAUCAGUUGCUCCUUGCUGCUGGACUAGAUCGAAAGCUGAGAUUUUUCCAAAUCGAUGGCAAGAGGAAUAAAAUGAUGGAUGCCAUAUUCAUUGAAGAUUGCCCUAUUAGAAAUGCUUCUUUCUUGCCUGAUGGGUCACAAGUUAUCGUUGCUGGAAGAAGAAAGUUCUUUUAUAGCAUUGACAUAUCCAAGGGUAAUGUUGAUAAAAUCGGGCCACUAACUGGAAGAGAGGAAAAAAGCUUAGAAGUUUUUGAGGUUUCCCCUGAUUCUCGUACUAUAGCUUUUUUGGGAAACGAAGGUUACAUCUUACUGGUGUCUGCGAAAACUAAGGAACUGAUUGGCACCCUUAAAAUGAACGGAACAGUUCGAUCACUAGCUUUUACAGAUGAUGGACAACAAUUGUUAAGUUCCGGUGGUGAUGGACAUGUAUAUCACUGGGAUUUAAGAACGAGAACAUGUCUCCAUAAGGGUAUUGACGAAGGCUCCAUUAAUGGUACUGCUCUUUGUACUGCACCAAUCGGGAAUCUGUUUGCAGCUGGAUCAGCUAGUGGAUUAGUAAAUGUUUACAACCGGGAUGAGUUUUUGGGUGGCAAAAGAAAACCCAUUAAAACUCUCGAGCAUCUACGCACUGAAGUAGAUUUCAUGAAGUUCAACCACGAUGCCCAAAUAUUAGCCAUCUGUUCGAGAAUGCAGAAGAGCAGCCUAAAGCUGGUUCAUGUUCCAUCAUUUACCGUCUUUUCUAACUGGCCGCCAGGAAACAGAACUCUACAAUAUCCUCGAUGUUUGGAUUUUAGUCCCGCUGGAGGUUUCAUGGCUGCGGGGAAUGCAUCGGGAAACGUUUUGCUCUACAAGCUGCAUCAUUAUCAGCAAGCAUAAGAUCAUAGAAUGUGCUGUGUUACCAAUUUUGUUUGAAGUAAUAGGAACUCUGGUGAUGAACAGAGAAAAAUAGUCAUUGUGAGAAUUUUAUAUGUUUAGUUUUCUAGACUUUUUUGGUUGCAGUCUCUAGAACUUCGGCUGUUGACUUAUCAGUGUAUUAUUAGCUUAAAACAAUAUAUCUACCUAUUGAUGAAUGAUUUCCAAUUCAUAUUUUUUUCCAUCUUUGUAUUUGUAUUUCUUUAGUGCUUUGAAGAUAAAGCUUUAUGAUAAUCAUUUUAUGACACUGUAUUUUGC
Molecule: messenger RNA, 2247 nt
Organism: Amaranthus tricolor (Joseph's coat)
Lineage: Eukaryota; Viridiplantae; Streptophyta; Magnoliopsida; Caryophyllales; Amaranthaceae
Product: U3 small nucleolar RNA-associated protein 18 homolog
Exons: 2
Coding region: 235-1953 (572 amino acids)
Biological process (GO): rRNA processing
Cellular component (GO): small-subunit processome; Pwp2p-containing subcomplex of 90S preribosome
Molecular function (GO): protein binding
Source: RefSeq, a predicted model, not a curated record